AUGCCUUUCACCCCAGCAAAAGUAGAGAAGUGUGUACGUUGUGACAAAUCGGUUUACGCUGCCGAAAGGAUGGAAGCCGGUGGGAAUAUCUGGCACAAGCGUUGUUUUUGUUGUUCAAAAUGUGAUAUGCUAUUGAAUUUAAACAAUUAUAAUCAAAGUGAUCGAAUUCUGUAUUGUAAAAAACAUUUCCAAGAAGAGGUUUUGGCUAAAAAUACCCAAACUCCAAUCUAA
Messenger RNA from Schistosoma guineensis, 231 nucleotides. NCBI's taxonomy places the organism in Eukaryota, Metazoa, Platyhelminthes, Trematoda, Strigeidida, Schistosomatidae. The record is from the annotation of a GenBank genome assembly.